AUGAUGCAGUCCUCCACACAGAACCUCACCCUCGGCGCGGCGUACCCAAACCCGCUCACCUAUGGUGACAUCGACCAUUAUCUCAGUGCUGUCGAGUAUGACACCGAGGUCUCCCCAGAGGAGUUGCAUCAGCAGAUCACAAAAGCCGCGCUGAGAUUCGUCCGGUCUAGGAACAUCCCCGUGGACUCCAAGAUCUACACGAAGGCAAUCACAUUCAUGAAUUCCAACUUCUGUCACAUCAAGGGGGUCGAGAACUAUCUUGCAAAGUUGCUUGUUACGAAAAAGACUCUCAACAGUCUCUACACCGCAGCUCUCCCAGAACCCGACGCUCUCGGGCAGUGGGUUCCAUGCCUCCCUGAUCCGGAGCUUCUGUACAAACAGGCGACCGAGCCCCUGUCUCCGCAUGUCUGGCCUCACCCAGAUACACUCCGCGAUAUCGUCUUGCAUGAUGCAGUAGCAGGGCAGCAGAAUAGUGUUAUACGGCACAUUUCCUGGGCUGCCCUCAAUGAUCUGUCGGAAGAUGAUCCAGAAAUCACCCUCGUCCUCAACCCUGAAAGCGGUGGCAUCCCCGUAGUGUUCCUUCCACAACACACGCAACAUCGCGUGUGA
Messenger RNA from Guillardia theta CCMP2712, 609 nucleotides. RefSeq lists its product as hypothetical. The coding region runs from base 1 to 609 and encodes 202 amino acids. The transcript has 3 exons. Lineage: Eukaryota; Cryptophyceae; Pyrenomonadales; Geminigeraceae. The record is from RefSeq and is a predicted model, not a curated record.